AUGGCAGACGCUUCAGGCCGCCCCCCCCCUCCCCCUGGGGCGGGGGGUAUCGUCAAGGGUGCUGCAGCAGCAGCAGCAGCAGCAGCAGCAGCAGAAGAGAAGAAAUCUCAUUUAUAUUUUGGAAAGAUAACACAAACAGGAGUUGCUGCAGCAGCAGCAGUUCUCGAGGAUGGCCCCAUAGCCAGCACCUCUUCAUCCCCUUCUCCCGGUGCAGCAGGCUCAGCAGCAGCAGCAGCAGCAGCAGCAGCAGCAGCAGACGAAGAAGCAGCAGCAGCAGCAGCAGCAGCAGCAGAUGAAAACCGCAUGCAAGCAGAAAGAAUGAAGGCAUUUAAAAUACAGCAAACGGCGAACUCAUUUAAAACGGUAGCGCCCACCAUCGACUCAGAAGUACGAGAUGCACUCAGACGCAUGGGGGAGCCCAUAACGCUGUUUGGCGAGGGGCCCUUUGAGCGGCGUUCCCGCCUGAAGGCGUUGCUAGCCGAGGGUCGUACUAUACCUGCUGCUGCUGCUGCUGCUGCUGCUGCUGCUCCUGCUGCUGCUGCUGCUGCACCCCAGCUGCUGCACCCUGCUGCGCGGGUGAUAGCUGUGAGGAAGCCGCAGUUGAAGACGGAGAAGGAGCAGCAGCAGCAGGGUGCAGCAGCAGCAGCAGGAGCAGCAGCAGCAGCAGCAGGAGCAGCAGCAGCAGCAGAAGCAGAAGAAGAAGAAGAGAUAGAGGGAACGUUCUAUACUGAAGGCAGCAACGCGCUGCUGGUGAUGCGGCGAUCGAUAGCAGCAGCAACAGCAGCAGCAGCAGCAGAACGGCUGCAGCAGGAGCAGGAGACGAACGACCCCUCACAUGCUGCAGGUUUGCCCCUGCCUGUGGUGUUGCUGCUGAAGCAGCAGCAGCAGCAGCAGCAGCAGCAGCAGCAGCAGCAGCAGCAGGAGGAGGUAAAGCGACUGAGAGAGCUGCGGAAGCAGCAGAAGAAAACAGCAACCACACCAGCAGCAGCAGCACCACCACCAGCAGCAGCAGCACCACCACCAGCACCAGCAGCAGCAGCAGCAGCAGCAGCAGCAGCUUGGGGUUUGCCCCUGCCUGUGGUGUUGCUGCUGUUGGUGCUGUUGGUGCUGGUGCUGUUGGUGCUGCUGCUGUUGGUGCUGGUGCUGGUGCUGGUGCUGCUGUUGUUGGUGCUGCUGUUGUUGGUGCUGCUGUUGGUGCUGGUGCUGCUGCUGCUGCUGUUGGUGCUGGUGCUGCUGCUGCUGCUGUUGGUGCUGGUGCUGCUGCUGUUCGUGCUGCUGGUGCAGCAGCAGCAACAGCAGCAGCAGCAGCAGAACUGA
Messenger RNA from Eimeria mitis, 1317 nucleotides. Its product is annotated as U4/U6 small nuclear ribonucleoprotein, putative. NCBI's taxonomy places the organism in Eukaryota, Apicomplexa, Conoidasida, Eucoccidiorida, Eimeriidae. The transcript has 4 exons. The record is from RefSeq and is a predicted model, not a curated record. Bases 1 to 1317 code for a protein of 438 amino acids.